GACGAAGAAGAGAAAGGAGGCGGAUGUGACGUCGUGAUGUUUGCUGUGCACAGUUGGUUUACAAACAAGUGAGAGCUAGCGAAGAGACGUUAAUACAAUAUCUCUUUGUUUUCACGUGUUUAUCGGCAGACUUUGGUCGUAGCUGUCGUGUUUCUAUGGGUGCUCACGGGGUUUUGGGGAACGAGCCCGAGUCCAUUGACUACUCGGUGCACGAAGCCUGGAACGAGGCCACUAAUGUCUACCUGCUGGUUAUCCUGGUCAGCUUCGGUCUGCUGAUGUACGCCAGAAAAAACAAGAGGAAGAUCAUGCGUAUCUUCACUCUGCCCCCAACCGUCGGCAGCAGCCCGGAGCCCAACUUCUACGACAGCCUGCAGAAGGUCCGCCUGCGACAGCAGCUGGAGAUGUACUCUCUGGCCAGAAAAUAUGAGCAGCAGCAACAACAACAACAAGGCCAGACAGACAGUGUGCAGCUCUCCAUGGAAUGAGAGCAGGUGGGCACUCGUCACUGUGUGUCAGAGAAACACUCCUGCGUCUUCAAGCCAUCUGUACAUGGAUAGGAAAGGACUUGAAUGACUUGAAUGUCGUGAUCAGAGAUUGUGAUUGGUCCUAUCCUGGCUGUUUCCUGUUUGGCUUCUUGAACAAGCCUUGUCUCCAUUCGCCUUCUGUUGUCUCUUUUUUAUGUGAACACAUGGAGCAGAUACAGUUGGAGGGAUGAAUAAAAGCCAGGAGCUCUUCACAGAGCGUGGCAUUAUGCAGAUCUGCUGUAGCAUACAGAGUAAUGACACUAACAUAGUGUGAGGAGUGAUAAACCUGUAACUGCAGCAGAUGUCACUGAGGUAUUUUCAGUAUGGCAGGAGAAAAAAUCCUUCAGAUUUAACAUAAGUUCUAGAUUUUUUUUUACUUGUUAGUCGUAAUAUAUAUUUUUUGUGUCAAGUGGUAAAAUUAAAAUUGUCAAAUGUGAAAAUAAAGACAUGUAAACAUUGAA
This is a messenger RNA of Toxotes jaculatrix (banded archerfish), 985 nucleotides long. It is a transcript of the gene smim19, whose product is annotated as small integral membrane protein 19. The record is from RefSeq and is a predicted model, not a curated record. NCBI's taxonomy places the organism in Eukaryota, Metazoa, Chordata, Actinopteri, Toxotidae. The coding region runs from base 156 to 485 and encodes 109 amino acids. The transcript has 3 exons.